Molecule: messenger RNA, 681 nt
Organism: Striga asiatica
Lineage: Eukaryota; Viridiplantae; Streptophyta; Magnoliopsida; Lamiales; Orobanchaceae
Source: the annotation of a GenBank genome assembly
AUGAGAGCUCUAGAUGAAAGUGACACUGAUAAAUGGGCCAUGAGAGAGAGAAACACGUUUACAACGCGAGGCAUCGAAGGAUGUAACCGGUUGAGCUCGGGUUUUCAUGGCCAGUGGGGCCUGCAAAAACCAAGAAAUUUUAUAUCUGGGGUCUUGCCCGAAAAUGACAUUUUGCCGAGGGGGAGAAAAAAAAAAGAACAAAAGAGAAUCAAAAGAGUAAAGCAAGCUCAACAAGUUCUAAAUCCUCGUAUAAAUAUUUACACAUUCUCUCUUAAAACCGUGGUUACAUAUAUUGUUCUUUGCUCAAAACAACAUUUAUAUCAAGAGCUCGAGCUGGACCUCUACCUUAAACCCACCACAACAACGCUUACGUUGUCACCACUGCCUUUGGCGAUAGCCAGCUCAGCUAGCACGGCUGCAGCCUCUUCAAAUCGGUUUUCGACCUUUUUACCUUCCGGCAUGUCCUUGUCAUCAUGGUUGUCUCGACCGUCAUUGCCUGCCCUCGAGAAGAGGGAAUCCCUCAUCACACGACCGGCCAAACACCGCUUUGCGACUUGGCACGCCAACUCGUUGCUAAUGACGUCCCAAAGCCCGUCACUAGCGAGUAUCAAGAACUCGUCAGAGCUCGUUCGGCUGAUAACUUGUACCUCCGGGUCUGGGAUCACGUACGGCUUCAGGUAG